This is a messenger RNA of Centropristis striata (black sea bass), 718 nucleotides long. It is a transcript of the gene pfdn6, whose product is annotated as prefoldin subunit 6. Gene Ontology annotation, molecular function: protein-folding chaperone binding. The coding region runs from base 147 to 527 and encodes 126 amino acids. The record is from RefSeq and is a predicted model, not a curated record. The transcript is spliced from 4 exons. NCBI's taxonomy places the organism in Eukaryota, Metazoa, Chordata, Actinopteri, Perciformes, Serranidae. Gene Ontology annotation, cellular component: cytoplasm; prefoldin complex. Gene Ontology annotation, biological process: chaperone-mediated protein complex assembly; protein folding.
CAUCCGCUCUAGCCGCUGCCCUUUCCUGUUAGCUAACACAGAGCUCUCAUCUCAUAUUCACACAUUCACUCACAUUCCGCUAACUAACGUUAUCUCUUUGAUAUAUUUACACAGUCUACAGUCUACUUCUUCCACCAGACAUAAAUAUGGCAGAGGCCAUUCAAAAGAAAUUGAAAGCGGAGGUGGAGAAAUACACACAGAUGCAGAAAGAUGUUAGCAAGAGCAUGUCAGCCAGACAGAAGCUGGAGACGCAGCUGACAGAGAACAACAUCGUCAAAGAGGAGCUGGAUCUGAUGGACAGCACAAACAUCGUGUAUAAACUUAUUGGCCCAGUAUUAGUGAAGCAAGACCUGGAUGAGGCCAAAGCCACAGUCACAAAAAGGCUGGAGUACAUCAACGGAGAGAUUCAAAGGUACGAGACGCUCCUGAAAGAGAUGGAAAAGAAAUCGGAACAGCACCGAGAAGUCUUGUCCAGUUUACAGCAGGAGUAUCAGAAAGCUCAGGGCCUGGCUGUCGGCAAAGUCUGACCAAGUGACCCAGCUGCAUGCUGACACACACACACACACACACACACACACAGAUAAAAGUAGAACGGGUUAGUCAUGAUAUAAUGUAGAACUUUAACAUGAGGCUGAGCAAAUUCUGCUCGUAUCUUGUCAUUUAUUUGUUAUUACAGUGACUUUUCCCUUGUUACUAAUAAACACGUUUUUUCAUGAAA